This is a messenger RNA of Miscanthus lutarioriparius, 588 nucleotides long. NCBI's taxonomy places the organism in Eukaryota, Viridiplantae, Streptophyta, Magnoliopsida, Poales, Poaceae. The record is from the annotation of a GenBank genome assembly.
AUGAGCUCCGGCGGGGCGCCGCCCGUGGGGCUGACACCGUCGGACGUCAGCUCCGGCGGCAUGUUCAGCACCGACCGCAUCGGCGGCUUCGGCUACGACGUCGGCGUCUCCGUCGGCAUCCUGCUGCUCAUCACCACCAUCACGCUCGCUUCCUACUUCUGCACCCGAGCGCCCGUCGACGCGGCGGCGGGGGAGGCUGCUCCGUCGUCCCGGCGGCGCCACGGCGGUGGCCGGGACGGAGCCGGCGGCGGCGAAGGCUCGCACGACGACGUCGAGCUCGGCAUCGACGAGGCGACGCUCAAAGGGUACCCGGAGGUGGUGUACGGCGAGGCCAGGAAGGAGGCCAAGGCCGCCGCCAAGAAGGGCACCACGUGCACGUGCUGCUCCAUCUGCCUCGACAACUACGGCGACGGCGAGGUGCUCCGGAAGCUGCCCGAGUGCGGCCACCUGUUCCACCGAGAGUGCGUCGACCCGUGGCUCCGCCACCACCCGACGUGCCCCGUGUGCCGGACGUCGCCGGUGCCCAGCCCCAUGCCGACGCCACUCGCCGAGGUCACGCCGCUGGCAAUGGCCAGGAUGUCGUCGUGA